AUGCACAGAGCCGGUGGCAACGACGCCGCGUUCAACGCAAUGAUCACACAAGGCAACAGCACGCAGGGCUACGAACCCUACCUCGCCCACCGAUUCUCUCCGGAUCCCUCCUCGCUGAAGUCCCCCGGACAGCUGGUGGUGCAAUUGGAGGGCGUCAUGGUCGUAAAGAACAACCGAGGCGUGUGGAAGAACGUGUGA
Acanthamoeba castellanii str. Neff is the source of this 198-nucleotide messenger RNA. RefSeq lists its product as uncharacterized. The coding region runs from base 1 to 198 and encodes 65 amino acids. The record is from RefSeq and is a predicted model, not a curated record. The transcript is spliced from 4 exons. NCBI's taxonomy places the organism in Eukaryota, Discosea, Longamoebia, Acanthamoebidae.